GCCGGUCCUGGCUGCAGUAGUGUGUACAGAGCUACCAGUGUACAGAGAUGUUCCUGCUCUCCAUCCCCAGGUGCUGCUGCUGAGCCCCGGCUCUCCCUCCCGCACACCAUGCUGUUCCCCAGCUUUGACCUGAUCUCUGCCCUGGCCACUCUCGCCGCCUGCCUGGUUUCCGUGGCUCUGCUCCUCGCCGUGUCCCAGCAGCUGUGGCAGCUCCGCUGGGCGGCCACCCGGGACAAGAGCUGCAAGCUACCCAUCCCCAAGGGCUCCAUGGGAUUCCCACUGGUGGGGGAGACUUUCCACUGGGUCUUACAGGGCUCAGGUUUCCAAUCAUCAAGGAGAGAGAAAUAUGGAAAUGUUUUUAAGACCCACUUGCUGGGUCGCCCGCUGAUCAGGGUGACAGGAGCUGACAAUGUCAGGAAAAUCCUUAUGGGGGAACACCACCUGGUCAGCGCCGAGUGGCCCCGCAGCACACGGAUGUUACUGGGGCCCAACAGUUUGACCAAUUCUAUCGGGGACAUCCACCGACACAAGAGGAAGGUGUUCUCUAAAAUCUUCAGCCAUGAGGCACUGGAGACCUACCUCCCAAAAAUACAGCUGGUGAUCCAGGAUACGUUGAGGCUUUGGAGCAGCCAUCCAGAGCCUAUCAAUGUCUACUGUGAGGCGCAGAAGCUGACCUUCCGUAUGGCCAUCCGAGUUCUGCUAGGGUUCAGACUGUCCGACGAGGAACUGAGCCAUCUGUUCCAGGUCUUCCAACAGUUCGUUGAGAACGUCUUCUCCUUGCCGGUGGACCUACCGUUCAGUGGUUACCGAAGAGGUAUUAGAGCGCGAGAGACCCUACUGAGGGGCCUGGAGAAAGCUAUUCAGGAGAAGCUGCAGAACACUCAAGGGAAGGACUAUACUGAUGCUCUGGAUGUAUUGAUUGAGAGCGGGAAGGAACACGGCAACGAGCUGACCAUGCAGGAGCUGAAGGAUGGAACCCUGGAACUGAUAUUUGCAGCAUAUGCCACCACCGCUAGUGCCAGCACUUCACUCAUUAUGCAGCUUCUCAAGCACCCGGCCGUCCUGGAGAAGCUGAGGGAGGAACUGCGAGGGAACGGAAUCCUUCACAACGGUUGUGUCUGCGAGGGAGCUCUACGCGUGGACACCAUCAGCAGUCUGCAUUACCUGGACUGCGUCAUCAAGGAGCUUCUGAGGCUCUUCAGUCCCAUCUCCGGCGGAUACCGGACAGUGCUGCAAACCUUUGAGUUGGACGGCUUCCAAAUUCCAAAAGGUUGGAGUGUGUUGUACAGCAUCCGGGACACCCAUGACACCGCUCCAGUCUUCAAGGACGUUCAUGUCUUUGACCCAGAUCGUUUUGGAACGGACCGCACAGAAGACAAAGAUGGCAGGUUCAACUAUCUGCCGUUUGGCGGAGGAAUACGGAACUGUCUGGGCAAACAGCUGGCCAAGCUUUUCUUGAAGACCUUGGCGAUAGAAUUGGCCAGCAUGAGCAGGUUUGAGCUGGCAACCAGGACUUUCCCAAAGAUUAUGCCAGUCCCUGUGGUCCAUCCAGCUGACGAACUGAAGGUCAGGUUUUUCGGACUCGAUUCCAACCAAAAUGAAAUCGUGACAGAGACAGAAGCCAUGUUGGGUGCUACAGUGUAGCCUUAAAUAUUUUUGUUCCUUUUUAUUAUUAUUUUUUCAUUAUGGAGAAGGCAAAAAAAAUGGAAGAUAAGCACACAGUCAAAAAUCAAAGCUAGACCGUAACCACCAAGAAAAAUAUAUCCACAAUACUAAUAAGUAUAUCAAGCCACCAAAUCAUGAAUAUAUCACUGUGGAAUGCGUAACUUAAAAUAUAUUAACAUAUAUACAUUAAUGGGAUUCAGGUCCUGUGUUUAUGGAUCUUGCUGCAAAAAAGGAUGCAGGGAACAUCAGCCCGGGAAUGACUUGAUGUAAGCAUUUGUGCAGAGCUGGUCGACCUCAUUGAUGAGGGAUUCUUGGGUGGUCUUCAACUGUUUACAAGUUGUCCUCCCCCUAAAGUUGCUUUUUUUUUUGUCUUUAUUCCAAAAGUUGUUUCAGUGUUACACACAUCAGGGAUACCAGGGUUUUCCUACUGUUGUUGCUAGACCUGCCUUAUUUUAUUGUCUAUGUCAAAAACUUUGACUUAAGCUUGUAAUGCCGGGUUGAUGUGUUGAGUGUUCUUUAGCAGCAGAAAGCUAUCAGAGUUAACUUUGAAACCAUGGUGGUCAAGAUCUAGAACCCGGCAAAAUCACUGGAAUGAAUGUUUUUUUUUUCUCUCCAACAAAGAUGGAAGUUAUUUAAGAUGAAGCUAAAGGUGGACACCACUGAUAGAUCUUCUCCCUGUCCCAUUCAUGUACUUUCACAAGCAGAAUGGUUGGGCCAAGUGGUCUUCAGCUUGCAUUUUAGCUAGUGUUUAUAAUAAUGAGUGAAAAUUAUCCUCUCCACUAGUGGGUAGGCAAAUUAGAUGAGCGGCACUUGAUAGAAGAGGUUGAUGACCGUGCCGCUGUGACCAUCAACAAAAUACAUAUAUAUGUCUAUCAUGUGAUAUAAACAUUUCUGAAAAAUUACUGAUAUUUGUAAUGUGUUCAAAGAUCUCUAAUUUUAGAGGCAAGUGCCUUAUCUAUACAGUCUACUUUAUCUUGAUACCAUGUAGAUCCCUCCCAUAGAUCCAUUCACCAGCUGCGAGCCAGGACAUAGUGACCUGCUAAUCUUUACUCUGUACGUCUGUUACAUUCCAUGUAAGUCAUGAUAGAAGUUUUUGCAGCUCAGAGGCCAUUUGUUUGAUGGCCUUUCAAAUAUGUCCCCAAGAUCUGAAAUAUUUUUGCACAAUGUUUUAUUUUAGCCAUAUAAGCUUUUAAGAUAACACUGGCCUUGGUAACUGCCUGGUCAAUGUUGGAAAAUACCUGAAGACCUGGCGCUGGGUAAUAGUUCAGAAUUAGGAGAUGCUUGGGAAUCUGAGGAGUAUAAACAGUCCGCAAUGUCUGUUGCACUACAGUUGCCAGCCAACCUAGAGUUCGGGCGAUUAGUCAACACAGGGAUGAUGUAAUGUAUUAUGCAUUGUAUAUGGUCUAAUCCAGUGGUUCUCAAACUCGGUCCUCAGGACCCCACACUGUUCAUGUUUUCCAUGUCACCCAGCAGAUGCACUGUGUAUCACCAACUGUCACAUUUUAAAAAUCUACAGGUGACCUGCAAAACAUGAACCGUGUGGGGUCCUGAGGACCGAGUUUGAGAACCUGUGGUCUAAUCUCAUAUCAAGGCUCGAAUUACUAUUCUUAUUUAUUUCAGCCAUCUAUACAGAAAGUUUUACAUUUAAUAACACUCCAGAAGACAUAUUGUUAGACUACAGUAGAAAAUCUCAGUAUUAACUCAUGGUUGUUCUGAGACCAGCACUCAAUUGCCAUCUUACAGAAGAAAUAAUUUGGGCAGAAAAUUUAAGUCUGUUCAAUUAAGCAGGACAUUGCACUUUGUUAGAAAGCAUUUGCAAUUCUGUGUUCCAGUACUCGGAAAAACUUCACAGCGUCCGUUAUUGUUAGAAUAAGUCUGGAAUCAUAGGUGUGUGGAUAUUUUGUUAGGUAAUACUACAGUAAGCUAGAUAACUCUCCUUGUAACAAUGGGGCAGAUUUUAGAUGGAAAUAUCGCAGUCACUGGAGCACAAACCUUUAUGCUACCCUGUGUAUUAUUUAUAUACUAUUUAUUCACUCUCUCUCUCUCUCUCUCUAUAUAUAUAUAUGUAUAAAAAAUAAAUACAAAAGCAGGUGGGGUUAAUACAUAUUAGUCCCUGUGCUCUCAGCGGUGUCUUGCAAAUUGCUUUUCAAUUCCCCGCCACCAUACUCUGAAGAGGUGCCGCAUUCAGGGUGUAUUCAUAAGCUGAGUAUCCAGGGGAUUGAAACGCGUCACUCAUUGAUUUUCUUUUUUCAAAGUGUCACUUAUUAUCAGUAAACACUUAUUGGGCAAAUUCAUGUAAAGACUUUUCUGUGCCCUUU
Pseudophryne corroboree (corroboree frog) is the source of this 3983-nucleotide messenger RNA. Its product is annotated as cytochrome P450 26B1. The record is from RefSeq and is a predicted model, not a curated record. Gene Ontology annotation, biological process: sterol metabolic process. The coding region runs from base 109 to 1644 and encodes 511 amino acids. The transcript is spliced from 6 exons. NCBI's taxonomy places the organism in Eukaryota, Metazoa, Chordata, Amphibia, Anura, Myobatrachidae. Gene Ontology annotation, molecular function: iron ion binding; monooxygenase activity; heme binding.